AUGGCCUCCGCGGUCUUGGUGCGGAACGGUCGGGCUGGCAAGCCUUGGCUCAGCAAGCACGAGCUGCUGCACAACUACUCUGGUGCCUACACCACGGCACGCACGGUGAAGCGAAGCGCCGUCUUUGAGCUGUCCAUGCACUGCCAGAGGCUGGUGGACACGGCCAGCAGCGUGCUGCAGCGCGCGGAGGCCUCCGAGAAGGUCCGCCGGGCCCAGCGGUUCCUGGAGCUGGGCCCGGAGGCGCUUCGGCCGGUGUUGAGGUCGGAGUGUCGCACCGCGCUGCAACAUUUGGAGGAGGAGGGCGAUUUCCAGAUCACAAUCUUGCUCACCUGCGACACAGCCAGUGAGGAGGACGAGCGGGGCUUCGACAUGUUCACCUUUAUGCAGCCCCUGCCCUUCGUGGAAGCUACUGUGGAGGUGGAAGCCCACCGAGCGGACAGGAGCAAUCCCACCAUCAAAGACGUGCAGUGGGUAAACGACAGGCAGCAGCUGGAGGAGAUCAUCCAAGGGAACGCCGACAUUAACGAGGUGGUGAUGUACGAUGCUCACGGCUGCAUCACCGAGGGCCUGCAGACCAACUUCUUCGCAAGCCGGGCGGGCACCUUAUUUACGGCUCCGGACGAGCGUGUCUUGUCCGGCACCGUGCGAAAGGUGGUUCUCGACGUCGCGAGAGAGAAUGGCAUCCCGGUCCGAUUCGAGUGCCCCAAGAUUGGGGAUCUGGACAAGUGGGACAGCUGCUUCGUUUGCUCCACCUCCCGCUUGGUGAAGCCCAUCCGCGCGCUCAAGGCCCCCGAGCUUGGCCUGGAGCAGCGCUUUGAGCUGGGCAUGGCGCAGCAGGUCAAAGACCUGGUGCUGGAAGCCGUGGAGCGCCACUCCGCACGGCACCGCAGUGCUGGCAAUCAGAAGCUCGGCGAUCAGUACGCCUGGAGCUGCUUCGGGGAAGGGCCGGGAUAUUGCCCCGCCGCUUGCACAGAGAAGAUGCAUGGCAGCUGCAUAGUGGCGACCCAGAACGACCUCUCCCUGCAAUGCGUGUGCAUAGGGGUGAGGCCCAUCCGUCACCAAGUGGUUGCCUCGACGAUGAUUUCGCUGGUGGUCAUUUUCUGCAUGACGGGCAUGAGGACCUGGCGUUUCUGGCGCUACGAGCCGUACCUCCGGGCCUCGACCUUCCCGCGGCUAGGCUUGCUGUGCCUCGGGGUGAUCACCCUGGGCCCGCAGAUCUGGCUCGUUUGGGUCACGGAGCACCUUGCGGCCGCCAAGCCGGACCUCUACAGAGCAUCUCAGCUCGUGAACCAUCUCCUCGUGGGCUUCGCCUCUUUGCUGCCGGCAGUGCUGCUGGCCAACGAGUGCAAGUGGACCUUAGCCUCUUGGUCGCCUCCGCAGAACUUCCUGGCCCGGGGGGCCCUGCGCUGCGGCGCGGCCUCCGCAGUGCCGGCGCUGCAGAGCCUCGCCUCCGUGGCGGCGCUCUUCGGCGCGGUGACCAGCGCAGCCGAUCUGCGAUGGCCCCGCGCCUUUGUGGCGCUGCUUGGAAUGGUGGCCGCAGCUGCGCCCUUUGUGCCCCACCGCUGCGCCCCGCGGGGGCCGUGAGAGAUCCGCUUCGGACUUGCUGGAGGUCAUGGAUCUCUUAUGGAAUGCAGAAAAAGGAUCCUCACGACAGAAAUCGUGCUCAUGGCCCACAGAGUUGACCAUCACAGUUAGCUAACAGGCCAAUGACGCCUGUUGCGAGCACAUUGAAUGGGCCGGGAAGUGGUCCUACCCUCCAGUUCCCUCCGAUGAUUCA
This is a messenger RNA of Effrenium voratum, 1777 nucleotides long. Lineage: Eukaryota; Dinophyceae; Suessiales; Symbiodiniaceae. The record is from the annotation of a GenBank genome assembly.